This is a messenger RNA of Malassezia japonica, 1191 nucleotides long. Its product is annotated as branched-chain-amino-acid transaminase. Gene Ontology annotation, molecular function: branched-chain-amino-acid:2-oxoglutarate transaminase activity. Gene Ontology annotation, cellular component: mitochondrion. The record is from RefSeq and is a predicted model, not a curated record. The transcript has 2 exons. Gene Ontology annotation, biological process: L-leucine biosynthetic process; L-valine biosynthetic process. The coding region runs from base 1 to 1191 and encodes 396 amino acids. NCBI's taxonomy places the organism in Eukaryota, Fungi, Basidiomycota, Malasseziomycetes, Malasseziales, Malasseziaceae.
AUGUCGAGCACUGCUUCCAAUGCUGUGAACGCACCUGAUGCAAAGCGUCUCAAGUCCGAUGUGGCGCCGCUUGAUGCGAGCCGUCUGACGAUCGAGCGCAACUCCGCACCCCGCAACCCCCCGCCGAGCGACAAGCUGGUCUUUGGCCAGACCUUUACCAACCACAUGCUCACUGUCCCUUGGAAUGUGUCGACUGGUUGGGGCGAGCCCAAGAUCCAGCCGUACGGCCCCUUCACCCUGGACCCCAGCUCGGUGAUCUUCCACUACGCCCCGUCGCUCUUUGAGGGCCUCAAGGCAUACCGCGCGCCCGACGGCAGCGUGCGCCUCUUCCGCCCGGAUAAGAACGCGGAGCGCAUGAACCGCAGUGCGGAGCGCAUUGCUCUUCCGACCUUUGACGAGGACGAGCUGGUGAAGCUCAUCAAGAAAACCGUCGAGAUCGACCAGGACUGGGUGCCGAGCGAGCCGGGCUUCUCGCUCUACGUCCGUCCCACGCUCAUUGGUACGCAGGCCUCACUGGGUGUCAGCCCCAGCUCGGAUGCGAUGCUCUUCAUCAUCAUGUCGCCCGCCGGCCCCUACUACUCUUCCGGCGUGAAGCCUGUAGCGCUCGAGGCGAACCCUGCGCGCGUGCGUGCGUGGCCCGGCGGUACGGGUGACGCAAAGCUCGGUGCGAACUACGGCCCUUGCAUUCUCCCCCAGCGUGAGGCCGCCAAGAAGGGCUACCAGCAGAACCUGUGGCUCUUUGGCGACGAGCACUACCUGACCGAGGUCGGUACCAUGAACCUCUUUGUCGUGCUCAAGAACGACGACGGCAGCUUCGAGGUGGUCACGCCCCCCCUCAACGGCAUGAUCCUGCCGGGUGUGACGCGCGACUCGGUCCUUGGUCUGCUCCGUGCGCACGGAAAGGGCGAGUCGAAGCUCGGCGAGCUUCCUGCUGUCCACGUCAGUGAGCGCGAGAUUACCAUGAAGGAGGUCGAGCAGGCUGCCGAGCAGGGCAAGCUGGUUGAGAUCUUUGGUGCGGGCACUGCCGUGGUGAUUAGCCCCGUGGACAAGAUUGGCUACAUGGGCAAGGACAUCCCCGUGCCCGUCACCGAGUCUGGCUUCGGGCCUGUGGCAGAUGUGAUCCUCAAGACGCUGUCGGACAUCCAGUGGGGCAAGGUGUCGCACCCCUGGUCGGUGGCUGUGAGCGAAUAG